AUGUACCGGGAGGCCAGGCUGCUGGACUCUCGCCGGUUCGACGACUGGCUGGACCUGCUCACCGACGACGUGAAGUACUGGAUGCCCCUCAGGUCCAAUCGCUAUCCCGCCAACAAGGAGGGCGAGAUUUCCCGCGAAGACGAGCUCGCCAUCAUGGACGAGGACAAGGACUCGCUGACCCGCCGCAUCCGCCGCCUCGACUCCGGCAUGGCCUGGGCCGAAGAUCCGCCCUCCCGCACCCGCCACUUCGUCUCCAACAUCGAGGUGGAGCCGGGCCAGCGCGACUCCGAGCUGCGGGUCUACUCCAACUUCAUCAUGUACCGCACCCGGGGCGAGACCGAGGAGGAUUUCUACGUCGGCAGCCGCGAGGACGUCCUCCGCCGCGAGAACGGCCAGCUCAGGGUCGCCUACCGCAAGGUGGUCCUCGACCAGACCGUCCUGCUAGCCAAAAACGUAAGCAACUUUUUCUGA
Molecule: messenger RNA, 471 nt
Organism: Geodia barretti
Lineage: Eukaryota; Metazoa; Porifera; Demospongiae; Tetractinellida; Geodiidae
Source: the annotation of a GenBank genome assembly